GGUGUUGGGUUUCUAUAGAAGCCAAUCAGCGUGGCCUUGGUCCCGAUUCUAAAGUCCCCACGCACCCACCGGGACUCAGGUUCUCUCCAAAUACGGAGGUUGGGGUCAUGGCGCCCCGAACCCUCCUCCUGCUGCUCUUGGGGGCCCUGAUCGUGACCGAGACCUGGGCGGGGUCACACUCCUUGAGGUAUUUCAGCACCGCCACGUCCCGGCCCGGCCGCGGGGAGCCCCGAUACAGGUACAUCGGAGUGGGCUACGUGGACGACACGCUGUUCGUGCGGUUUGACAGCGACGACCCGAGUCCGAGGAUGGAGCCGCGGGCGCCGUGGGUGGAGCAGGAGGGGCCGGAAUAUUGGGAGCACCAGACACGGGUCGUCAAGGCCAACGCCCAGACUGACCGAGUGAAACUGCGGAAACUGCUUGGCUACUACAACCAGAGCGAGGACGGGUCUCACACCCUCCAGGGCACUAAUGGCUGCGAUGUGGGACCCGAUGGACGCUUCCUCCGCGGGUAUCACCAGCACGCCUACGACGGCAAGGACUACAUCUCCCUGAACGAGGACCUGCGCUCCUGGACCGCGGCGGACACAGCGGCUCAAAUCACCCAGCGCAUGUAUGAGGCAGAAAAAUAUGCAGAGGAGUUCAGCAUCUACCUGAAGGGCGGGUGCGUGGAGUGGCUCCACAGAUACCUGGAGAACGGGAAGGAGACGCUGCAGCGCGCGGAUCCUCCAAAGGCACACAUUGCCCACCACCCUAUCUCUGACCAUGAGGCCACCCUGAGGUGCUGGGCCCUGGGCUUCUACCCUGCAGAGAUCACGCUGACCUGGCAGAGGGAUGGGGAGGAGCAGACCCAGGACACGGAGCUUGUGGAGACCAGGCCCGCAGGGGAUGGAACCUUCCAGAAGUGGGCAGCUGUGGUGGUGCUUUCUGGGGAGGAGCAGCGAUACACGUGCCAUGUGCAGCACGAGGGGCUGCCGGAGCCCUUCACCCUGAGAUGGGAGCCAUCUUCCCAGCCCACCGUCCCCAUCGUGGGCAUGGUUGCUGGCCUGGUUGUCCUUGGAGCUGUGGUCACUGGAGCUGUGAUGUGGAGGAAGAAGAUCUCAGGUUGGGAAGGGGACAUUUUCUUCCCACAGAUAGAAACAGAGAGAGCUACUCUCAGGCUGCAACGUGAGAUAGCCGCCUUGUGUGGGACUGAGAAGCAAGAUUUGUUCACGCCUCCCUUUUGUGACUUUGAGUACCCUGAAUUCUCUUUCUGUAAAGGUGUCCAAAUGUGUCUUCGUCCCUGUUAGUAUAAUGUGAGAAGGUGGGGGACCAGUCCACCCCCAUGUCCUCCAUGACCCCCUUCCCUGCACGGCCCCAUGUUGUUUCUGCCCAGUUAUGUUUCCUCUUCCAGAGACAUGGGGCUUGGAUGUCUUUAUGUCUGUCUGAACUUCAUGGUGUACUGAGCUGCAAUUUCCUGCUUCCCUAUUAAAUUAGAAUCUGAGUAUAAAUUUACUUCUUCAAAUUCUUGCCAUGAGAGGUUGAUGAGUUAAUUAAAGGAGGAGAUUACUAAAACUUAUGAGACAAAAUAAAUGGAAGACCUGAGAACCUUCCGGAGUCUA
Molecule: messenger RNA, 1601 nt
Organism: Sapajus apella (tufted capuchin)
Lineage: Eukaryota; Metazoa; Chordata; Mammalia; Primates; Cebidae
Product: patr class I histocompatibility antigen, CH28 alpha chain-like
Exons: 7
Coding region: 108-1289 (393 amino acids)
Biological process (GO): antigen processing and presentation of endogenous peptide antigen via MHC class I via ER pathway, TAP-independent; antigen processing and presentation of endogenous peptide antigen via MHC class Ib; immune response
Cellular component (GO): external side of plasma membrane
Molecular function (GO): signaling receptor binding; peptide antigen binding
Source: RefSeq, a predicted model, not a curated record